ACAAAAAGGGAACCAUCGUACAGUUUAGCGGGUCUUCUCGUGCUCUCUGGAGAUGUUUUACGACAUCUACCUCUUCACCUUCAAACGAAUUCUUAUUACGUUCUGCAACUGAUCGCUUGCUUCAUUUCAGUUUCUAAUAUAACUGUUUUGUUUGUUUGGGUUUCACGGUUUUUCUUCUUCUUCUCCCGUGCUGUUGAAGAUGGAGAUAGCUUAUACAAAUUCUUUAAGCGAGGAAGAAAAACUGGAAGAAUCAAAUGAAGGAUUUCAGAGAAGUGGAGUGUUUGCAGAGCUCAAACCAUAUUGCUUGGAGCUGCUACAGCUUCUCCAACAGCCCAAGAAACAUUCUUCCUCAAUACAUUCAAUGUUCAAGUUGCUUCGAAAAACACCCACCACUUCUCUGCAACCUUGCUUUGAUUAUGCACUGUUCCCGCUACUGCUGCUAUUGGAUGCAGCUGUUGUGGAUAGAUCUCAGCAGAAGGUUGAUUCUGGAGAUACCAUUAUGAUGUCUGUUACUCAUGGUCUGCCUCAUAGAGUGAGUGACGGUGUGGCAGAAGGUGUGCUUCAGUGUCUUGAAGAACUUCUGAAGAAGUGCCAUUUAGGAUCUGUGGAGCAGAUGGUUGUAGUGCUGAAAAAGUUAACAUGUGGAGCUCUGUUAUCUCCCCUUGAGGCAUCAGAAGAAUUCCGUGAAGGAGUUAUCAAGUGUUUCAAGGCAAUCUUUAUGAAUUUAUACCCGUGCUCAGAUGAUGCAUGCUCGUGUAAACAAAUAUCUUGUUCUCCAGCACUUGCAGAAAACAGAGAAUUUCAAGGUCAUCUUGAUUUGCGUUCAGAAGAGUCGAAGCCAAAUGAAUGCUUGCUUGAAUUUCUCCGGAGUGAAACUGCUUCAGCUGCUGUUGGACACUGGCUGUCACUUCUUCUCAGAGCUGCAGAUAUUGAGGCUGCACGAGGACAUCAUGGAAGUUCCAAACUUCGUAUUGAAGCCUUUAUGACCCUUCGUGUACUUGUAGCAAAGGUUGGAACAGCUGAUGCAUUGGCCUUCUUCUUGCCUGGUGUUGUCAGUCAAUUUUCUAAAGUUUUGCGGACCUCUAAAACAUCGUUAAGUGGGGCUGCUGGGAAUACAGAAGCCACAAACCAAGCAAUUAGGGGCUUGGCUGAAUAUCUAAUGAUAGUCCUCGAGGAUGAUGCUAAUAAAUCUAGCCUUGUUAUGUUUAUGGAUUUUGAAUCUGAAAUUAUUAUGGAGAAGGGUAAAAAGGCACAAUAUAUUCUUGAGGAACUCCGUCAAUUGCCUGAUAAAGUCCGAGGUGGGAGUAUAGAGGUAGAAGAAUCUUCAUCUUCUGAGGUGGUGAAGAAAACUACUUAUGAAUCUGGUUCAAAGGAGAAGAUGAGUGCUGACUAUCUCAAGGGGAACAAAUCUUUUCAUGUGGAUCGUACGAAGGAAUGGGUUGCAGAAACUUCAACACGUGUGGAUAAACUAUUAAGUGCAACAUUUCCAUCUAUUUGUACGCAUCUGGUAAAAAAGGUUAGACUGGGCAUCCUGGCUGCCAUAAAAGGACUACUGUCAAGGUGCAGCUGUACACUAACGAAGAGUAGAUUGAUGCUUUUGGAGUGCCUGUGUGCUUUGGCUAUUGAUGAAUCUGAGGAUGUUUCAUUCACUGCACAGGAGUUCCUUGAAUAUUUAUUCUGGAUAACUGGAAACCAUGAAUUGCAGCAUGAGAUUGCCAAAAUUUUUGUGAGGUUGGUUGAAAAGCUUCCAAAUGUGGUUCUUGGAAGUGAUGAGAAGUUUGCUCUAUCACAUGCACGACAGUUACUUGUAGUGGGAUAUUAUUCUGGGCCUCAGCUCAUUAUAGAUCAUUUUAUCCACUCUCCAGUAACUGCAGUUCGCUUUCUAGAUGUAUUUGCUGUUUGUCUAAAUCAAAAUUCAGUUUACGCCAGUUCUAUUGGAAAAUUUCUUUCAGCAAGGCCAUCAUCUCUAGGAUAUCUGCACUCUCUUACUGAGUUAAAAGUUGGAACUAAUUUCAUCAGUGAUUGCCUUUCCAUCAUGAAUACUGCCUCACCUGCAGUUUCAGAGCUCACAAUGGUUCAGGAGAAAGGUAUACAGCAAUGUGAUCAUGUGCUUCCUCGCAUGCCCCCAUGGUUUAAUGGUGUUGGCAGUCAGAAACUUUAUGAAGCUCUUGGAGGAGUUCUCCGACUUGUUGGUUUGUCUGUGGCAUCAGAUAGCAAAGGUGAAGGUAGUUUGUCGGUUACCAUUGAUAUCCCAUUGGGAAACUUGCAAAAACUGGUUUCUGAGCUUCGUAAGAAAGAAUACAGUGAAGAAAACUGGGAAGAUUGGUACAGGAGGACUGGUUCAGGACUGUUAGUGCGCCAGGCAAGCACUGCUGUAUGUAUUCUGAAUGAGAUGAUAUUUGGUGUUUCAGAAUAUUCAGUAGAUUACUUCUCAAGUACGUUUCAGAGAGCAAGAAUGCACAGGAAGGUUACCAAUGACUAUGAAUGUGCCCCAGCCAAUGAAGCUAGAUGGAAAAUUUCCCUGGAAAAAGUUAGAUCACAGUUAAUUGAUUGUAUUGGUAGAAUCUUGCAUGAAUACCUAUCUCCUGAGAUAUGGGACCUUCCUAUACAACAUAAAUCUUCCCCGAUGCAUCCUGUUGGUGAAGAAGACAUUAGCUUACAUUUCUUCAGAGACACUGCUAUGCUGCAUCAGGUUAUAAUUGAAGGAAUAGGUAUUUUUAGUAUGUGCCUUGGAAAAGAUUUUUCUUCUUCUGGAUUUCUUCAUUCAUCACUUUAUUUGCUGCUUGAGAAUCUUAUUUCCUCAAAUGUGGAAGUUAGAAGCACCUCCGAUGCUGUCUUACAUGUUCUUUCUUCUUCAUCUGGUUACCCAACGGUUCGAAACUUGGUUUUGGAAAAUGCAGAUUAUGUGAUUGAUUCAAUAUGUAGGCAGUUACGUCAUUUGGAUCUCAAUCCGCAUGUGCCAAAUGUUCUUGCUGCUAUCCUUUCCUAUAUUGGAAUAGCUCAUGAGAUUUUGCCUCUGUUGGAAGAACCUAUGCAUACAGUAUCAUCGGAACUUGAGAUUCUUGGAAGACAUCAGCACCCCAAUCUAACUGGUCCCUUCUUAAAGGCAGUAGCAGAGAUUGCCAGAGUAUCAAAGCAUGAAUCUAAUUCCCUGCCUAGUAAAGCAGCAUCAUAUAUUAAUCAUGUCAAGUCUUUAAUCUCUAAUGAAGGAAAGCAGGCAGAAUUCAAACUUGGAGGAGUAUCAAGAUCCUGUUAUGAUGAUGACAUAAAUAUAUCUUCACUGGAAUCAGAGUGGGAAAAUAUUUUGUUCAAGUUCAAUGAUUCCAGAAGAUAUAGACGAACAGUUGGAUCAAUUGCUGGUUCGUGCAUUGUGACUGCUAUACCUCUCCUAGCUUCACAGAAUCAAGCAACAUGCUUGGUGGCCUUGGAUAUUGUCGAGUAUGGCGUUGUUGCAUUGGCAAAAGUCGAAGAAGCCUAUAAGCACGAGAAUGAUAUCAAGGAAGCAAUUGAGGAAACAUUGCACUCACAUUCCUUUUAUCGACUUCUGGACACUUUGGAUACUUCUGAGGGGUCGGAUGAGAAUAGGUUGCUUCCCGCUAUGAAUAAAAUAUGGCCCUUUUUGGUUGCUUGCAUUCAGAACAAAAAUCCAGUGGCUGCACGAAGAUGUUUAAAUGUGAUAAGCAGUUCAGUACAAAUCUGUGGAGGAGAUUUCUUCACACGACGUUUCCACACAGAUGGAUCUCAUUUUUGGAAGCUUCUGACUACUCCAUUUCUAAGGAAACAAAACAUGAGAGAAGAGAAGGCAGUACUACAACUUCCCUAUCGAAAAGCAUCUAUAUCAUCAGAGGACUCGGUUGCUGAAAGUUCCAAUUUGAAAGUUCAGGUCGCACUGCUCAAUAUGAUUGCUGAUCUAUCUAGAAACAGAAGAAGUGCAUCGGCAUUGGAAGUAGUUCUGAAGAAGGUCAGUGGCAUAGUAGCAGGUGUAGCCUUUACUGGUGUUGUGGGGCUUAGGGAAGCAUCUUUGAAUGCGCUUGGAGGUCUUGCAUCUAUGGAUCCCGACCUUAUUUGGCUUCUCGUCGCUGAUGUAUACUACUCCAUGAAGAAGGACAUGCCUUCACCGCCCACAUCAGAAUUUCCCGAGGUAUCUCGACUUCUUCCAUCGCCUUUAUCUCCGAAAGGGUAUCUUUAUGUGCUUUAUGGGGGUCAAAGUUUUGGUUUUGACAUAGAAGUAUCGUCUGUAGAAAUUGUAUUUAAGAAAUUGCAAUCCAACAUUUUUACGUGUUAAUACGAUUGUUAAUACGAUUCCAAGUAUUUAUAACACAGGGGUAUAUGAGUAUAUUUACUUUAUUUC
Molecule: messenger RNA, 4351 nt
Organism: Benincasa hispida (wax gourd)
Lineage: Eukaryota; Viridiplantae; Streptophyta; Magnoliopsida; Cucurbitales; Cucurbitaceae
Product: ARM repeat superfamily protein
Cellular component (GO): cytoplasm
Source: RefSeq, a predicted model, not a curated record